ACACCCUGUGAAGGCAAACUGCCUUCAACAGCUACUACAGUUCUCACAGUCCUUUACCAGGAGUCAGCUAUGGAUUAUCAGAAGCAGGUUGAAGAAAUUGCAUCCACUGCCAAAUUUGGAGACUUGAUAGAAUUUUCCUAUCCCAUCGGAUAUUCACACUGGGGAGUGUAUGAUGAAGACGGAUAUGUAAUCCAUUUUGCUGUUGCAGAUGAGGGAGAACUGAUGAGCAGGAUACGUACUUCCAUACAAACAUUCAUACCUAUAUGUGGUGAUCUUCUUCUUCGGAUGACCAGGAUCCGCAGAGUGCCUCUUGGUGAGGUCAAUGUACCAAAUGGAGCCCAUGUCUUGAUCAGUAACAACCGCCAUGCCUUCACACCAUCAGCACCUGAGGAUAUGAGGCUACGGCGUGAUGUGCUCCUUGAUCAGGAAUUCCAAUAUAACCUUUUCACUCUCAACUGUGAGCACUUUGCCACGUUUGUACGCUAUGGAAAAGCUGUGUGCAACCAGAUUCCUGGAAGACCCAAGAAUGUAGAGAAUGUGGAGGCAACUGCAGUUUUCCAAGAUGCUGUCAAUUCCAAAGAGCCUUCUGAAGACCAUUGUAAAUGAGCCCUCUGACUCUCUAAAUAUGACCUCUUUGGGAAUCAGGCCACUUUAAACAUUUGAAAUUUGUCUUUCGACCACGGUGUGGUUGAGAUUUUUUUUUAGGCUGCAGCUUACAAUUGUUGUCAUUAUUAAUAAGUCUGCCAAAUAUUGCUUGGAUUAACUGAUACUUGUUUUGUCUAUUGUGAUGGAAAAUUCUGGUAUUUGGUAUUGCUAUGAUGUAUGAUGUGUGUUGCUCAUUUAACCCCUACUGUGACAGCAGUGAGAGACACCAAGGUUACAAGCCAGGGAAGCUCAGACACUAAGUGUCCUUGUUAGUCUCAAGAGAUGUUGUGUCGUAGGAAUGUCAAACCAACCUAUCUACUGCAGACGCCACAUAUUUUGACUGUUGAUGUGCAUGUGUUAUGGGAACUAUAAAGAUAGCAGGGCUAGAGGACUUGCUAGGCACUCACUCACUGACUGACUGUUCAUGCGGUUGUAUGUGUGUGGGUCUCCAUUCAUGAAUGCUUAUUAAAACUCAAGAAAGACA
Molecule: messenger RNA, 1129 nt
Organism: Epinephelus fuscoguttatus (brown-marbled grouper)
Lineage: Eukaryota; Metazoa; Chordata; Actinopteri; Perciformes; Serranidae
Product: phospholipase A and acyltransferase 2-like
Exons: 4
Coding region: 70-606 (178 amino acids)
Biological process (GO): N-acylphosphatidylethanolamine metabolic process
Cellular component (GO): cytoplasm
Molecular function (GO): glycerophospholipid phospholipase A1 activity; A2-type glycerophospholipase activity
Source: RefSeq, a predicted model, not a curated record